AUGUCCUAUAAACGCUCUCGCGCGACCUACGAGGCUGACCUUCACGCACCCUUUGCGACUUUUGGCACGCCGCUGCCUGACGACCCCGAAGCCCGAGAUGAUGGCUCCUUUGUGCCAAUUUGGAAGCAGGAGGUGAGGGAUGAGAGGGGUAGGAAACGACUUCACGGCGCAUUUACUGGAGGAUGGAGCGCAGGGUACUUCAACACGGUCGGAUCUAAAGAGGGUUGGACACCUUCGACCUUCGUUUCCAGUCGCAAUAACCGCCGCAAAGAUGACGCCGCUCCCGCGCAACAGCGACCCGAAGAUUACAUGGACGAGGAGGAUCUUGCUGAUGCCGCGGAAGCUCAGAAGCUCCAGACCUCGCAGGCCUUUGCAGGCCUUGGAUCUUCGGGGCAAGAAGCUGGCAGUGGAGGCUUGAUGGGAUUACUCAGAGCUGAUGGCGACACCAUGGGCUUGAAGCUGCUUCGGAAGAUGGGCUGGAGGGAUGGCCAAGGCAUUGGCCCCAAGAUUCGAAGAAGCGCCCGGCUCGACCUUGGCGGAAGCUCCGAAGCUGGCGAAACACAUUUAUUCGCUCCUGACAACACAAAGAUGAUUCAGUUUAUACGAAAAACUGACCGAAAGGGCUUGGGCCAUGAGGGGGAAGCUAAAUUGACGGGCCUCAGCAAAAUUACAGCUGCAGCAGACGAUGACGACGACGAGGAGGAACCCCAAAGUGGCGGCUUACGAAGUAUGUCCUUACUUUCCACGGGCAGGCAAAAACCCAAGCCUGGACGUGGUGGCAUUGGAGUGGGCAUUUUAAACGACAAUGGCUCUGAUGAGGAGGAUCCUUAUGAAAUCGGACCCAAGAUUCGGUACAAUCGCGUCAUUGGAGGUGACAAGAAGAAGAAAAAGGCCAAAAAGGCGGCUGCUCCUGUCAAUCCAGCUUUGAAGAAUGUGCCGGUAUUUGUAUCCAGGACUGCCCGAGCCGGUAAUGGCCUUCGUCGAUGUCACGAUGGGCGUUUACCUCUGGAUGGCUUUGUUCUCGCCAAGAUUACCGAGGAUCUGGCUGACCUCUUGUUGGAAUAUGCACCGCCCCCUGUUCCAGAGGGAUGGGUGUCUUCCAAAGCGCCGACAAACCAGGCAACAUCUACCACAUACACGUCAACAGCGGACGCAGCCAAAGCGUCCACACACGAUGCCAAGUCAAGAGCAGCACUUCUCGGGGAGAAGGCUCUGCCUGGGAAAUCCGUAAAAGAUCUCCCUCCCGGGCUUGGCGAGGUGCCAGAAGGUUUCGCUAUGACGGAGGAGGAAAAGCAACAGGCGCUGUGGGACGAAGCACCGAAGUUGGAUCGUGAAACAGCCGUUGCAGCGAUAUCAAGAGGCUCGGCUGGACCAUACGCAGACGACGAGUCGAAAAAGGCCCGUUAUCGAACAUAUCUGGAACACUUUGCAACCGGUAGUCAGCCGUUGCCGUACAAGCCUAAAGGAAUGGCGGACGAUGAUUUCGCGCGGGAACUAGCCGAGUUUUAUAACUGCGCUAGGAUUUUCAAGCCCAUGACGGGGUUCAUGGCAUCUCGCUUCACAACAGCGAAGAAACCAUCAGUCACUUCAACAGACGGGUCAACAGGGGCUGAGCUUCUGUCAAAACCCGAGCCAAAAGCGGCUGAUCCGGCAGAGGAGGCGGCCAAGGUUGGCAUGUAUGGCAAGUUGACCAGAACAGUCGAGGACUUUUACCCAACUAGACUGUUGUGUAAGCGGUUCAACGUCAAGGCACCGGCGAGCUCUCGACCGGACAAGGAAGCAGAGACAAGUAACUCAAGAGGCCCAGGGCCGAAGGAGGACACAGGAGGCAUGACGGCCCCUGCUGAAGAGACCAAAUACAUCGAGAGCGCUCCAUCAACAACAGGAACAACGCCAACUCCCAAACCGGAGCCGGUUAUCAACCCAGACAAGAAUGAGGCUUUGGAGGGAAAGACAGCUCAUGAUGAGCGAAUGAUAUCUAGUAAUAGACUUCACAGCGCGACUGAGAAGCCACUGUCUGGGAAACGAGGCCCCAUUCGACUGUUCGAACUACCGACGCUUCACCCUGCUUUGCCUAGUACUCUUGCAUUUAAUGUUGCAACCCCGACAUUAGGUUAUUCGCCUCCUCAACUUCGAAUCGGUGAACCAGUCCUCUCGACCACCUUCUCUCUCCCCCAUCCAUCAGCCCGCGCGCUCUUCUAUCGUACGCCGAUCUGGCCAUCAUCGACGACGCCCAGCACGCGCACAUCGUCAAUCCAUCAUCGCGAGCCGACACCCGAAGAUCUCAAGACCCCCGAACAACCCGAGUCGCACAUUCUCUUGAGCCGCGAGCAAUCACCGCCGCCGCAAUAUCCCGCCUCUGAGGCUUCUUCCUCGCGCCCUCCCCCAUUCUCGUCGCUCUUUACCUCACCACCGGAUCACGCCCACCAGCGUCCCAGCAAGUUCACCACCUUUGUCGUCACUUCUCACUGCGAAGGAGAAGCUUCAGGCUCUGCCGCGCCAGCAUACGAGUCUUUUACCGCCCCGCGAGUAGCACAGCCUUUUGACCCGGACCAGACCGCCAGUGCCUUUCGCGAUCCAGUCGCAGAGACCAAGCGCGCACUUCCCCAGGAUACCAAAGGGGAUUCCAGUCGCAAGGACGACGACGCAGAACCGCCACCGGCUUAUUCGGAGGGAGACAGUCCCCUCCUCACAUUCUCGUACCUGAUGGCUGCCGCAGGAGGAGCUUCGAGUAUUAUUACUCAGGUGCAGCAGGGCGGGCCGCCUGUUAACACCAUUGGAGAUGUCGGCGCCGAUGAGACGAUUGCUAUGGACCUUAGGGGCACCAGGUUCUACCUCUCUAGAGAUGAGUUGCUCACUUUGCCCGAGUUUGUACUGCUAUCCUUGUUCCCCAAUGGACUCUUCCCUGAAGGACACAUGGGUGGUUUCUCGGAUGGAGAUGCCGUACAAGUAGACUACGACCCUGCUUCUCUGCAGUAUAUGCUUGACUUCUUCCGGGAUGUGGCACAAUCGAUCCCCACAGACCCGUCACCAAGUGUGUCGCAGGAUGAAGAUGUGCCUUCUCUUGGGGCCUCGCGCGACGACUCUAAGCGAGCCGGCAUCAUUGUACUCCGCGAGGACCUGGACUUUUACGCCAUUCCUCCGCGACCAGACAUUGGCCAGCUUGACAUGAUUGCUGUGAAGCGGGCCGCUGCAGAGGCUCUGCAGCAGCAGGACGGCAUCUUUUCCGGUUUGAAGCGAAGUGACGAGCCUGGUACCACUGAGGCCCAUCUUAUUGAGAUGUUGACGGCAGGUGGCUUCAACCACGACGACCGAUGGGGUCACCGCGCAGGCGAGCCCAACAAGGCCGUCAUCUGCAGUCUGGCGCUCGCCCGGCUGCGCAGCGACAUCCGCGGCAACGAGAUGGGCAACAACGCCGUAGGCAUGGCGCAAAAGCUCCUCCUCUUCUGGCGCAAGCCCGCGCGACGAUGCUGGUGGGAAGGCGUCGAGCUCGAAAACGUCGAAGGUGUCGAGGGCAAGCUCAAGGUCUGGAUCCGAAGAGUAUGGACCCUUGAGAUGAGCGUUAUUGGCCUACGUUAG
Fusarium vanettenii 77-13-4 is the source of this 3579-nucleotide messenger RNA. RefSeq lists its product as uncharacterized. Gene Ontology annotation, cellular component: nucleus. The record is from RefSeq and is a predicted model, not a curated record. Gene Ontology annotation, biological process: mRNA processing. Gene Ontology annotation, molecular function: RNA binding. The transcript has 9 exons. Bases 1 to 3579 code for a protein of 1192 amino acids. Lineage: Eukaryota; Fungi; Ascomycota; Sordariomycetes; Hypocreales; Nectriaceae.